Messenger RNA from Acyrthosiphon pisum (pea aphid), 834 nucleotides. RefSeq lists its product as uncharacterized. The coding region runs from base 1 to 834 and encodes 277 amino acids. NCBI's taxonomy places the organism in Eukaryota, Metazoa, Arthropoda, Insecta, Hemiptera, Aphididae. Gene Ontology annotation, cellular component: nucleus. The transcript has 2 exons. The record is from RefSeq and is a predicted model, not a curated record. Gene Ontology annotation, molecular function: DNA binding.
AUGGAGGAUACCUUAUAUUACUCCAACCAUCACACUAGAUACAUUUUCCCAGAUGAACUAACUAAAUUAGCUCAAUACAUUUCAGACAUCGAAUGUAGAGCUUUUGGUUUAACAAAAUUGCAAUGUCAAAUAUUAGUGUACGAUUUUGCUGAAAAUAACGGUAUUGCACAUCGUUUCUAUAAAAAAGUCAAGGUUGCUGGUCAAGAAUGGCUCAAGAAGUUUAUGUGUGAUUUUGGUUUCAGCUUUAAAACACCUGAGUCUACAUCAGUUGGUCGUUUGAUGUGUUUUAAUAAAACAAACGUUGACUUUUUUUCUGCUUUAAAAGAAAUGAAAUUGCAGAAUAAAUAUACGGCACAUCAAAUAUAUAAUGUUGAUGAAUCAGGGUUAUCAACUGUGCCAACUAGACAACCUAAAGUAAUUUCUCCAUUGGGCACAAAACGUGUUGCAAAAGUUUCAUCUGGCGAAAGGGGAAAGAAUGUAACUGUUGUAUGUGGUAUGACUUCAUCAGAAGAUUAUAUUCCACCUUUUUUUAUCUUUCCACGAAAACGUAUGCGUCCAGAAUUUAUGGCGGGAUCUCUCCCAGGCAGUCAAGGAAUAGCACACGAAAGUGGGUGGAUGACAAGCGAUAAUUUUAUUUUACAUCUGAACCACUUUGUCAAAUAUGCAAAACCUAGUGUUGAUAAUCCUAUUUUAUUAAUUCUUAAUAAUCAUGCUUCACAUACAUCAUUAGAAGCAAUUACGUUUUGCAGAUUACAUUUUAUAACUAUGCUUGGUUUUCCACCACACACCACCCAUAAAUUACAGCCGCUUGAUGUUGCUUUUUUGGUCCUUUAA